AUGCAUUCAAUACCGUCUCUCCCAAUAUUCCUUUGCCCUGCGCUCGAUCGCACCACGACCGCCUCCACCACCUCAAUACCACGGCGGCUCCGUUCAUCGUAUAUUACCUUAAGUAAGCGAUCUAUCUCGAGUCACUCGCAGAGGCUAUCCUCGUCGCAAUUUCAUCGUUCCGACUUUGCAAAUCAACCCUUCACCGGAACCUACGAGCCAGGCUUGCCUACAUCUGGCCCAUUAGGUGGAGCUUCGAUAUAUGGCACUCCUCGCCUGACUCCUAAACUUCUGAAACAGCAUCUUGAUCAGUUCGUCGUCGGUCAAGAACGAGCUAAGAAGGUCCUGAGCGUUGCUGUAUUCAACCAUUAUCAAAGAAUACAAGAGCUGCAACGACGGGAGGAAGAGGAGGAAGAGCUGCUUGCACAAAGGGAAAGAAGAGAGCGACAUCCUGUCGAGAAUGAGUUCCCUGGUCAACAACCCACAAUCCGCAUGGGCGGACCCUCAACUACGCUCAAUCCGCGGACAGGCGGCUCGCUCUUGGUGGAUACAAGUCCACUGACCCUAGAGAAGUCAAAUAUCUUGCUUCUUGGUCCUAGCGGUGUGGGAAAGACUCUGAUGGCAAAGACUCUUGCUCGAGUUCUUUCUGUUCCCUUUUCAAUGUCUGAUUGCACACCAUUCACUCAAGCUGGAUAUAUUGGCGAGGACGCCGAGGUUUGCGUUCACCGGUUGUUAGCCGCAGCGAACUAUGAUGUCGAAAGAGCUGAGCGUGGCAUCAUAUGUCUGGAUGAAGUCGACAAAAUAGCAACAGCGAAGGUCAGCCAUGGCAAAGAUGUGUCAGGCGAAGGCGUUCAGCAAGCACUUCUGAAGAUCAUCGAAGGGACUACCAUCCAAAUCCAGGCAAAACCAGAGAGGAAUGCUCCUCGAGCGGGUGGCCAGUCACAGACAUAUCCCACGAACAGUCCUUUGGGCGCCGGCUUCUCUUCUGGAUCAUCCGGGGCCUCGGCCGCUCCAGCAAAAGGCGAGGUUUAUAACGUUCGGACGGAUAAUAUCCUCUUUAUCUUCAGUGGUGCAUUCAUCGGGCUUCAAAAGCACAUCAUGGACCGGUUGACCAAAGGGAGCAUUGGAUUUGGCGCCAGUGUACGAUCCAGCUCAAAUCUAAUCUCCUACAGUCGUGAUCAGAAAUCUACCACAAUUACUCCGGUUCCCAUCUUGCCGGGAUCCCAGGAAGAGGCUCUCUACAAGAAACAUUUACCCUUUUUCACCCCGGCGCCAACUCCUGAGCAGACUACCAUGGAUGGCUCUGCCCCGGAACCAAAUUACUUUAACCCUCUGGACCUGGUCACCCCAGCCGAUCUACAAUCCUAUGGCUUCAUUCCUGAGCUUAUCGGGCGUAUACCUACGACUGCUGCCUUAUCUGCCCUCACACACUCCUUGUUACUGCGUAUACUUACAGAGCCGCGCAACUCGCUAGUGGCACAAUAUGUCACGCUGUUCUCCCUCUCCGGCAUCGAGCUCCGCUUUACCACCCCGGCUCUUCAUGUGGUUGCGUCGAAUGCCCUCGCCAUGGGCACAGGAGCUCGAGCUCUACGAACGGAAAUGGAGACCAUCCUUGGUGAUGCUAUGUUCGAAUCGCCCGGAAGUAGCGUCAAGUAUGUUUUGGUGACCGAACGUGUGGCAAAGAGAGAAGAAGGAGCCAUCUACUUUGGGAGAGGCCAAGGAGGCAAGUUCCACGCUCUUAUCGCUCAGGAGGAGGGUGACUGGGAAGACAAGCAGAAGAAAAAAGACCCGGACCGGAAAGGCGAGGCGGCAUCCGCCAGCUUCGAAGAUUGGAGAACAAAGACAACAAUAGCUGCUGGAGGCGGCGGCUGA
This is a messenger RNA of Fonsecaea multimorphosa CBS 102226, 1860 nucleotides long. RefSeq lists its product as uncharacterized. Gene Ontology annotation, cellular component: mitochondrial matrix. Gene Ontology annotation, biological process: protein catabolic process; proteolysis. The record is from RefSeq and is a predicted model, not a curated record. Lineage: Eukaryota; Fungi; Ascomycota; Eurotiomycetes; Chaetothyriales; Herpotrichiellaceae. Gene Ontology annotation, molecular function: ATP hydrolysis activity; ATP binding. The transcript has a single exon. The coding region runs from base 1 to 1860 and encodes 619 amino acids.